Messenger RNA from Sphenostylis stenocarpa, 756 nucleotides. The record is from the annotation of a GenBank genome assembly. NCBI's taxonomy places the organism in Eukaryota, Viridiplantae, Streptophyta, Magnoliopsida, Fabales, Fabaceae.
AUGAAGUUUGACAAAAUCCUCAAGAGCCUGAUCGAGCAGACCUUGCCCGAUUGGCGUGACAAGUUCUUGUGCUACAAAAUCUUGAAGAAACAGCUGAAAGUUAUGUGUUCCGAAUAUGGGCAAGCUCCAUCCCGAAUGGAUGCCAACCAACUCAACCACUUCCUUAACCUCUUGCAGCUAGAGAUUGAUAAGUUUAACACUUUCUUUAUUGACAAGGAAGAAGAAUAUGUCAUCAAAUGGAAGGAGUUGCAAGACAGAGUGGUCGAAGCGUUGGAUUUAAAUGCAGACUUGAUGUCAUUAGGGAGGGAAAUAGUAGACUUUCAUGGGGAGAUGAUUUUGUUAGAGAACUACAGUGCACUCAACUACACAGGUUUGGUGAAGAUAAUAAAGAAGCACGAUAAGAAAACUGGUGCUCUACUUCGGUCACCUUUUAUCCAAGAUGUGGUGAAGCAGCCUUUCUAUGAAACUGAUGUGCUUAACCAACUUGUAAAGGAGUGUGAGGUGAUAAGCAUUCUUUUCACCAAUGGUCCAUGCUCAUCGAUGAGCCAGGAUUUUAUGGAAAAUCGUUUUGGCUCCACGACUAUCAAUGAAAAUGAAGAGAGAGUACUAAUGCAGGUUCCAGAAGAACUUUCUGACAUAAAAAAUAUGAAGAACAUGUAUAUGGAACUAACUCUUUCAGCACUGCAUACCUUGGAACGAAUCAGGGGUAGAACCUCAACUGUGAACAUCUUCUCAUCGCCUUCUUCGCAUAACUAG